UUUUUUGCUCUAUUCGGUAAAGUCGCGGGGGUUUCAUCACCGCCAAUUGUGCAUCAUAAGCUUGGUUUACAAGACUUCAUAUACUCGACAACUCUCUCCAUUUGAUUCUCGGGGUUGGUCGCUGACUUCCUCAAGUCAUAACCAUUAUGGUAUGGCCUUUUACUUCUGCCUCCAAGAAAGAUGAUGAGUCUUCGAGGCAGUCAGUCUCCUGGGACGAAAGUCUAAAUGGAACCGACUGGCAACACUAUAAAGACCCUAGAAACUGGGUCCCAACUUUGCUUGUGACAACAACCGUCAUCGCGUCCUUACAGAUCUACCGUUCAUACCUGCGCCGAAUACCUGGGGCCACCUACAUACAACCGGCAUUUUUCAGGAAGAGAAGUCUAUUCGGUCGGGUUACAAGCGUUGGAGAUGGUGACAACUUCCACCUGUACCAUACGCCCGGCGGUCGUUUGGCCGGCUGGGGUUGGCUACGUAGAGUACCCACCAAGAAGAUCGAUUUGAAAAAUAUGACGAUUCCCAUACGCCUUGCUGGAGUUGAUGCACCAGAAGGCGCUCACUUUGGACGACCCGCCCAACCGUACUCGACAGACGCUCUGGCAUGGUUAUCUAGUUAUAUACUUGGUCGACGGGUGCGUGCCAAAAUUUACAAGCGUGAUCAGUAUGAUCGUGUUGUCGCUACCGUAUUCGUGAGACGGUUCCUGCUCCGUCGCGACGUUGGCUUGGAAAUGCUAAAGAGAGGCCUGGCUACAACCUACGAGGCCAAGAGUGGCGCGGAGUUUGGUGGCCUUGAAGAGAAAUACAAGGCUGCAGAGAUGAAGGCAAAGGAGAAGAAACGAGGAAUGUGGGGUAGCGAGCCGCAGUUCUUCGAAAGCCCUCGAGAUUAUAAAACUCGAAUGAACUCGGAAGAGUCAAAGAAACAAUAACGCCAAAUGAUGAGAGAUGAAUCAUGAACCGGUUAUACUUAGGUGUUUUGUUGUAUUUGCGAAUAAUUGUGGUCUAUCAUUGAGCCGAGACUCGAUUUAGCUCUAACCUCCAGAUAUUCCACGAUAAUACGAAGUACAUGUCAAAUA
This is a messenger RNA of Annulohypoxylon maeteangense, 1073 nucleotides long. RefSeq names its product SNase-domain-containing protein. The coding region runs from base 147 to 926 and encodes 259 amino acids. Lineage: Eukaryota; Fungi; Ascomycota; Sordariomycetes; Xylariales; Hypoxylaceae. The record is from RefSeq and is a predicted model, not a curated record. Gene Ontology annotation, cellular component: mitochondrion; cytoplasm. The transcript is spliced from 2 exons.